UUUUUUUUUAUGUAUGUGAGUACACUGUUGCUCUCUUCAAAGACACCAGAAGAGGGCAUUGGAUUGCAUUGCAGAUGGUCAUGAGCCACCAUGUGGGUGCUGGGAUUUGAACUCAGGACCUCUGGAAGAGCAGUCAGUGCUCUUAACCGAUGAGCCAUCUCUCCAGUCCAGGAGCCUACUCUUAACCAGCAUCUUGGUGACAUCUUUUGAUCUUGAUGAAUCAGUCUGACUCUCUUAGGCUUGAAAGUCUCUUACAGGAUAGACUAACUAGUUCUUUCCUGUUUAUGAUUAAACCUCUGUUUCUCAAGGAUUGGGCUAUGCCCCACCUGUAACCUUAAGUACAAAUGAUUCUGUACUGCCUGUUCCAGGAAACCUCAACCAUGUCUUGGUUUUAAAAGGAUAUUACAAUCAUUUUGCAGCCCUGCCUUUGUUUCAAAAGGUUGUUAGGCUACCAUUUUAGGAACACCUUGCAAUAUCGUCCUUGCUUCAGGAGGUCAAUAAUAUGCUUAUAUUUUGCUCCUGUAACCCCAACUAUUUUGCUGGCCAAAUCCACCAUUUAUAUCCCCAAGGCAUAAAAACCUUGUCUUCCUCACAUCCAGUACUGACUUCUAGAACUCAAACUUAUUGGGGAGGUAGCUUGUGUACUCAGAUUAAAAAAGCUUGCGUAAUUACUAGUUUUAAUUACUUUGGCCAUGAUGAUUUGGGGUCAGUGGUCUUUCUCCUUGUACCUUUGGGAUUAACACUCUAAACUUUAGAGUGCUGUCCUUCCAAAGGUGGAGCCCUCCGUAGUUCGAGGACUCCUCUUAGAGUCUAAAGACUUUCCAACUUCCUUAAUACCCUGCCUGGAUGCUGGGAAGAAUUUCUGGGACCAUGGGCAUUCUGAUUGGCCCUUGGUUUGAAAGAAAAUCCCAGGAACCCUAAUAAAUUCCCCUAGGACUGCAAGAAGGUUCUGGAACCCUAAGUCAGGAGGCUCUUCUAAAGGAAUAAUAGAAAUGAAAUACGAAAAUAGAAAAAUCUCCCAAAGAAACCCAUUAAACUUGGGGGAAGGAGGGGAAGAGACAGGAGUUGACAGAGAGGAAGAAUGAGAAUCUAAUGGGCCAGGAGGAUCAAGAGAACUCAUGACCUUCAAAGGAGCGGGGGAUCACAAGAGCACCAUAAGGAUAUUCGGAGAGGGGCAGCAGUCACGGGAAGUUUUGAACGAACUUGGGAGUUCUGCAAGUUCUUCUGAGCCUCCAAAGUGCCAGGGGCUGAAAGGAACCACGGUCCAGCAAGGAGAAGUCUCACGAGAACCACGGGAGAUAUGGGGCUUUAGUGACCACCCUUUCCUGAAGGGUUCUGGAAAAACACUACAGCGGGGUUCAGGACCGGCCAUGGCGGACUCGAAGUUACUAGCACCAGAGCUAAGCGACGCGGAGUCGAUGGGCGAAGAGACAGUGCGGUUUCAGGAGUUGCUGCUGAAGGCUUCCAAAGAGCUCCAGCAAGCCCAGACAGCCAGGCCAGAAUCUACACAGAUCCAGCCCAAGCCUGGUUUCUGCAUAAAGACCAACUCAUCGGAAGGAAAGGUUUUCAUCAACAUCUGCCACUCUCCCUCCAUCCCUCCCCCGGUGGACGUGACUGAGGACGAACUGCUUCAGAUGCUGGAGGAGGACCAAGCUGGCUUCCGAAUCCCCAUGAGCCUGGGAGAACCACAUGCUGAGCUGGAUGCAAAAGGCCAGGGCUGUACUGCCUAUGACGUCGCUGUCAAUAGCAACUUCUACCUGAGGAUGCAGAACAGUGAUUUCCUGAGGGAACUAGUGGUCACCAUUGCCAGGGAGGGCCUUGAAGACAAGUAUGGCCUACAACUAAACCCCGAAUGGCGCAUGCUGAAGUACCGGUCUUUCCUGGGCUCCAUCUCACAGCAGAGCAUCCGUUCCCAGCAGCGCCCUCGGAUCCAGGAGCUGGGGACCCUGGAUACCCAUGACUCACUCGGAACCCGGCAUGGCCCAGAGCGGCCUCACCUGAACCUCUGGUUGGAAGCCCCUGACCUCCUCUUGGCUGAAGUUGACCUUCCUAAACUGGAUGGAGCCCAGGGGCUGGCACUGGAGAUAGGAGAGAACCGCCUGGUGGUGGGAGGCCCCCAGCAACUGUAUCACCUUGAUGCCUGCAUCCCCCUGCGGAUCAACAGUGAGGCAAGCAGGGCUGCUUUUCACCACAGGAGAAAGCAACUGAUGGUGUCCAUGCCCCUCCUGUCAGCGUCCUCUUGACCAGAGUGCCCUGCAUUUCCAAAUGUGGAGAAGAUACUGGUGUCUUCUCUCAGUGAAAUAAACAGGUUUCCAGUUUUCUCCA
Rattus norvegicus (Norway rat) is the source of this 2325-nucleotide messenger RNA. RefSeq names its product PIH1 domain containing 1 (gene Pih1d1). Gene Ontology annotation, molecular function: histone binding; histone reader activity; protein kinase binding. NCBI's taxonomy places the organism in Eukaryota, Metazoa, Chordata, Mammalia, Rodentia, Muridae. Gene Ontology annotation, biological process: epithelial cell differentiation; positive regulation of TORC1 signaling; positive regulation of glucose mediated signaling pathway. The record is from RefSeq and is a predicted model, not a curated record. Gene Ontology annotation, cellular component: nucleolus; cytoplasm; R2TP complex.